This is a messenger RNA of Penicillium macrosclerotiorum, 1563 nucleotides long. Its product is annotated as cytochrome P450. The transcript has a single exon. Gene Ontology annotation, molecular function: oxidoreductase activity, acting on paired donors, with incorporation or reduction of molecular oxygen; heme binding; monooxygenase activity. Lineage: Eukaryota; Fungi; Ascomycota; Eurotiomycetes; Eurotiales; Aspergillaceae. The record is from RefSeq and is a predicted model, not a curated record. The coding region runs from base 1 to 1563 and encodes 520 amino acids.
AUGCUCUUCUUUACCGUCUCCAUUGGCUUGGCUAUUCUUUUAGUCAUCCUGGUCGUGCUGAAGCACAUUUAUCGUUAUGUGUCCGACCCGAAGGGGCUUCGACGAUUCCCAGGGAUGACGUUCUUUGCUCUAUUCACGAAUAUCCCAUGCAUGCUCUAUUCCACUGAAGGUCGGCGAUUUAUGGCAAUUCAUGACGCCCACCAACGACUGGGACCUAUAGUCCGCGUCGGACCGAACUCCGUGUCCUUCAAUGACGUAGCUGCUGUCAAAGACAUAUAUGGUCAUGGAUCACCUGUUCGGAAAGGCGAGUUCUAUGAUACACUCGCCGGAAGUCAUCGCCAUCUUGCUGAUGUCUCCGACCGAGACGAGCAUUCCCGCAAAAGAAGGGUUCUGGCGGGUGCCUAUUCUCAAGCAGCUCUAGAGAACUGGGAGCACAUCGUGGCCGAGAGAACUGCUGCACUUGUCAAGCAAUACGAUCGUCUCUGCCUUGAAACCCAUUAUCAUGCGACUCUUCAUGCGAGCCCGGGAAUGGAGGGCGCCUCUCGAAAGGGAUACAUCAACCAUCGCCAUUGGAUGAUCCUCUUCGCGCAGGACGCAAUCGCCCAGAUUGGUCUGACUGCCGAUUUAAAGAUGCUCGAAACUGGGAACUAUAUCGUUACAAUCAGAGACCUCAAUGGCAAGCUAGACACAUUCAGCUACCGUGAAGCUCUUUGGCGAUCACAUCUUAUCCAAAACAGACUCGUCUGGUCACCAGCCUGGUUCAAAUGGCUUACAUAUGUGACCGGUUGGCAUCCGUAUUGGGCAGACCACAAUAGAUAUACCAAUUUAUGUGUGUAUCUCGUUCAGCAACAGCUGAAGCGCUACCUAGCCGGCGAAAAAAUCGAUGAUCCUCUCAGGUAUAUCUUUGAGGAUAAAUACGGCAACUCCAACAAUUACCCUAUCGGUGAGAUGGUUGCAGAAACCAGUAUCAUGUUAAAUGCUGGCUCAGAUACGACGGGGAUUGCGUUAACAAAUGUUCUGUAUUGGCUCCUAAAGAAUCCAACUUGCCUCGCCAAGUUACGCGCCGAGAUUGACUCCGUCCUGGACGAGGAUGAAGCUGUUGUGCCAUAUGAUAAAAUCAAACACUUACCUUACUUGCGGGCAUGCCUUGAUGAGAGUCUGCGGCUUACUCCGCCCAAUACUAUGAGCGUGAAUCGACUUACACCUCCAGAGGGUAUGUCAAUCAUGGGUCACUUGAUCGCAGGAAAUACAACGGUACAUGCACCGCCGUACGCCAUGCACAGGAACGCAGAUGUCUUCCCAGAUCCCGAGUCCUUCGACCCAGAAAGAUGGGUUGGAGAGAAGGCGAAAGCCCUUCAGCCGUACUUUAUUACCUUCAGUGCGGGUGCAAGGGGCUGCAUCGGACGAAACAUUACAUAUCUAGAGCAGACUGUAGCAUUGGCAAGCAUGAUAAAUCGCUAUGAAUUUGAACUGCCCAGUAAUGACUGGGUCCUUUCGCAAAAGGAGGCAUUUACAUGUUCACCCGGGGAUAUGCCUGUCCGGAUUCGCAUGAGGCGACUGUGA